ACGUUUGAAGCAGCAAACUUCCCGGUUGGCGCGAGCCUGAGCAGGCGACGGCGGCGGAGACUGAGCCCGACCGUACACAUGUCGGAGCGGCGAACACGAUCCGGAGGGGCUGCCCAGCGGUCUGGGCCCAGGACUCCACUUACUAAGCCUUCGAAGUCGUCCAAGCGGAAAUCUGGCUCAGAUCUCCCGAACACGUUCCCUGAAAUCUGGCCGAGAACAACUCCAGCGGCUCCAGUCAGAAAGGCCAUCGUCUUGAAGAAGAUUGUAGCUCAUGCAGUAGAGGUUCCAGAUGUCCACACGGUUCGAAGAAGUCCUAGGAUCUCUUUUAUUUUGGAAAAAGAAAACAACCCUCCGCUCAAGGUACCCACUAAAGAGGACCUCUUCAAGACCUGUAGUGUCCCUGGGACUCCCUCCAGCACCCCCGUGCUGUGCACUCAGAAUGUUGACCCUGACUCUGGAGAAGCGGAGCUGGACACCAGAGACCUGGAAAUGUCUCAGAAAGUCAGGCGGUCGUACAGUCGGCUACAGAGCCUUGGUUGUGCCUCAACCUCCACCCCUGACCGCCAAUCCUUUGGAUUUGAGGGACCUGACGACUUGCCUGGAGUCUCACCUGUCGGGCGUUCAAAGUUAAACGAGACCCCAAAGGUACCUGCGAAACACUUGGUUCCGGAUAGAACGCUCCCUGGAAUCUCUCCCCCAGUUGUGAAAGAGAAGCGAAAGAAGAAGGUUCCUGAGAUCCCGAAAUCAGAGCUGGAUAAGUGGGCUGUGGCCAUGAAUGCUGAAUUUGAAGCUGCUGAGCAGUUUGAACUUCUGAUUGAAUGAGAUGGACUGGGAUGCCUGUCACUGAGUGGGAUGGCCUGGCUGGCUCGCCCCUCUUCCCGUACAUAUUGCCCUUUGAGUAGAACAGGAUAUAUGGGGUCCUUUUCACUAGCCUUCUUACCCAGAAAGGUGUUGCUGGCCUCUUGUUAUAUUGUGUCUCCUUACCCUGGACUUUCUACCUCUACAGUGUUGGGGAUGAGAAUCCAUGGCUCUGAACCGGAACUGUCAGAAACAGGUUUAGUCAUGGGCUGUCUCUGCUGUUGCAUGCAGCCACCAACUAGUAGAGAGGUUUUGUGUUCUGCUUUGGUUCUGUAGAGUUGAGAUCUCAAAGACCAGGGAGACAGUUAAAUGCUUGAGGGAGGAUCUGGACAUUGAAUCUGUGAAGUCCGGGAUAUGGAAGGAAGGAAGCAUAGUUGGUUUUUAACACAGUGACUUAUGUAGGAACUGGUCCGUGUCUGCACUGCUGUUGACAUUGGUGAAGGGGGUGCUGUUGCUUACAGCAAAGUGGGUACACUUGAUAGUGUGGGCCUCAGAUGCACCAAUGUAAGCUUUAUAGUCUCUGCUUUGACCUCUUUCCUCGCCCACAUCUGCUUCUUUGAAUACAAGCUGUGCGGCCUCAGCUCUGGAUACCAUGUCACCUCAUCUCUCACCUGCUAGACAGCUGGAGCACUGAAGGCAGCUUUUGCUGUGAGCUUAAAACUAUUGCUCUCAUGUGAGACCAACCAUUCCUGGGGUUGCUGGGAACAAGAGUGGGUGUAUCAUGGUUUCUAGGGUUCCUGCCUGCCUGCCACCGCGCAAUCAUGGUAAAAGCUGUGGUUUAAAGGCCAUUGGCCUUCCAACCUUUCCAAGUUCAUGAGAAUAGAAGCUGUGGGGAAUGAGAACUCAGGUAAGCUCCUGUCCCACCAGGGUGGUUUAGUGGAUCACUCUUGCAGGGUUAGUCCCCACCUAUUCAGCUGAAUCAUGCUGAAUUGCAACCAUCACUGCAGACCUACCUGCCUGUGAGGAACUAAUGUGCAGCCUAAGGGGAA
Molecule: messenger RNA, 1847 nt
Organism: Mus pahari (shrew mouse)
Lineage: Eukaryota; Metazoa; Chordata; Mammalia; Rodentia; Muridae
Gene: Cdca5
Product: cell division cycle associated 5
Exons: 6
Coding region: 79-822 (247 amino acids)
Source: RefSeq, a predicted model, not a curated record